UCCUUUCUCCAACACCAAUUACGACUGAAUGAUCAGUGGUGAGUCCGACUUGAUUAUGAAUCGCUUGCGCCUUGCGGCCAGGCCCAUCAUAACCGGUUCGUUCAACGGACCCGCUAUAUCCUGAGAAAUCAGCAAGCAUGGACAACGAAGGCACCCCUGCCCCACCGUGGAUUGACGAAGAGGCGGAAAGCGGCGCGGAGGAUGGCGUCUCGUUAUCAUCUAACGGGUCCCGUGAUGAGGAUGGUGGGCCUCCACCUAAUCAUCGUCCAGGCCCUGGAGGCGAUCCAGUACCUCUUGAUAAUACGUCAGGAAAGGCAGGGACGAAGAAGAGGAAAAAUCCGUCUAGCGGCAACGACGGUCUAACGGACACGCCACCGCCUGGGCCGUCGAAUGCAAAUGGUGCGGACAACCAAUCACAAAGCAAGCGCAAGAGAGUAUACAGAGCGUGUGAGGUCUGUCGCCGGAAAAAGGUCCGAUGCAACGGAGAAAAGCCUUGCCAGCACUGUGUGACGUACAACGAGAAGUGCCACUACUUUGAGGCAAAAGACAGGAGCGCAUAUUCUAAGCGAUAUGUAGAGAGUCUAGAGACACGCUUAGGACGCCUCGAGCAAGCGCUCAACCAGGCCAUUGCUGGCGGAUUGCAAUCGGCAGCGCAUCUCAUGACCGGCGUCGCUACUGCUCCACACGAUAUUGGGUCAAGCUCAACAUCUCCAUCUGCGGUCAUCACCGCACCAGAGAAGACAUGCUUUUCUGGUAAGCCGUCACCACACUCGUCGUACCCUAACGACCCUAAAAGCCUUUCUCGCGAAACUAUUGAUGCAGCUACAGAGCUGGUCACUGAGGAGGCGCAUGAUCGGCUCAAAGAGCUAGCUGAAUUAAGCAUCGCAGCGCAACGGCAGACAAAAGGACUGGGGGGGCCAAAUGCUGGGCAAGAACCUGAUGCAACAGGGCGGCCUCAGGGUGGCACCGUCGAUGGUGCUACGGCCGCCAAAGGCGGUCAUGUUGCGGUAGACAUCGAGGCAGGGGAUGAAGCGAGAAGCUCAAUAUCCGGCCACCAGCAAAGUGGGAGGCUACAGUACGACGAGAAUCGGAAUCUUCGCUAUAUCGGCCCGUCUGCGACUGUCACCCUGGUCCUCGAUGCUCACUCAGCCUUGGACGGCCGGAGGGAAUCACAAGUCACGGGGGAAGUGGGCGCUGCGCAGGCGAAUCUAGGAUGGAUCACUUCGUCUCUUGGUGUAAAUCUCAGCCGAGUACUGCCGUCUGUCGAGUCGGUCACAUUUCCCGAGCGAGACCUUAGCGACUUGCUCGUGCGGACAUUCUUUGAUUGCAUUCACCCUCUCUUUCCCGUCUUGGACGAGCGCGACUUCAAUUCUCGCUACUCGGAAAUGUUCAACCAAGCGCAAGCGAGUGAAAGCGCCCAAAAAGCAAACCCGCUGUUUGUUGCCACACUCUUUGCCAUCUACGCGUGCGCGAGCCGAGUUGUCCAGGAUCCUCGCGUGUGUCCCAGCGGAGCAGAAGCUCACUUGUGGGGCUACGACAGAAAGCCGGCAUCUGCGGCGGCGAGGGGGAAGCCGGGAGCAUCAAGCCGUAAAGAGGCGCGUGUCAACUUUGCAUUGGCAGGAGUGCAAUUCUUUGCCAGAUCACAGCUGCUGGCGCUACACAGGAGCAUGGAGACGCGAAUUGAGCAGGUGCAAACCAACGCAUUGCUUGCCUAUUUUAUGGCAUCCUCGAACUGCGCAGCCCGUGCAUGGCUCAUUAUUGGUCAGGCACUGAGGAUGGCGUGUGAUCUGGGCCUGCAUCGCAACUUGACACACCUUGGACUCUCAUAUUUGGAGCUUGAGGUUCGAAAGCGAGUAUGGUGGAACAUCUACAUUCUCGAUCGAAUCCUAUCAGUAUCUCUUGGACGGCCACUCGGCAUCGAAGAUGCAAGCAUUGAUCAAGAAAUGCCAAGCUUGGAAUUCCAGCCGCCAUUCCCUCUCGUGGAGGGAUUUUGCGCUAUCAUCAGACUUGUGCGACUGUCUAGCGAUAUCGCCAAGAAUUCUUUCCAAAGGCAGCAUGCGAAAAGCAAGCGCGACAAGGCUGCAGUCGAACUCCAUGACCGUCAGGCUAAACAGUUUGUCGAUGACCUCGACACUUGGUUCAACUGCGUUCCAGCUCAUUUGAAAACAGGCGCACACGAAGUCGGGUCUGCUCCAGCUCAGCAGUCUUGCAUAGCAUUCAUCUUGUACCGCUCAGCGACAAUGCUCCUUCAACGGUUGUUCCUGCAAGGUGGUCUGGUUUCUGCAUCCCGAAACUCAGUCGAUCGGACGAAAGAAGAGGAGGAAGCGCUAUCGCAGUGCUAUAAGACGGCUCAUACUCUCAUCAAGGCGGCGCCGCGCAUCGCAGCCAGCCUUCCGGCAAGCCCAUUCUUACUGGAGUACGCGCAGCAGGUGCUCGUUGCGGGCGGCUACCUGGCGCUCAAUGCAUGGCGUUGGCGAGGGACUGGCGCAGCAGAGACGCACCUACAGGAGGCCAACCAAGCUUGCCUUGCACUUCAUGGACUUGAACCGAUCUUCCCUUCAGCCAGGGCUUUGAGACGAGUGCUCGAGUCGGUCAUCGCCAAACUGCGCAGCAAGCUUGGGCCGGUCAGACCAGAGCAUCAAAUGGCCCGAGGAUCCUUUGGCGCGCAAGGUAGCGCAGCUAGUGCAGUCUCUGCAGGCCCGUCUGAACGGCAGGAUGGGCGAGACAGGUCAAGGUCUUUUGGCGCGUCAGCUACUCAAUCACCUAUACAUGGCGCUGCACCCUUCAAUACAGAGUCAUGGAUGGUCAUGCUCAAUGCUUCCGUUGACUACUUCAACGACUUGUCACCGGCGACCAGCUUUGACCCUGCGCAAGGCGUUCCUUUCCCAGGCAGCCAAGCAAAUGAUGUGCCCAAACCUUCAGGGGGUUUGGACUUUGAAGGCUUGGAAUGGCUGGAAACAAUGUUUGGAGGUGACGCGAGCGACACUUUGCGGAACGCAGCUGGCAUGAGCACCAGCACGCAAGACAUGUCUGCACCUCUGUGGGAGUCGUAGUGGCACAUGUACAAGGCUUUUAUCAUCAAUACCCCUAAUAG
Tilletiaria anomala UBC 951 is the source of this 3094-nucleotide messenger RNA. RefSeq lists its product as uncharacterized. Gene Ontology annotation, biological process: DNA-templated transcription; regulation of DNA-templated transcription. The record is from RefSeq and is a predicted model, not a curated record. Gene Ontology annotation, molecular function: zinc ion binding; DNA binding; DNA-binding transcription factor activity, RNA polymerase II-specific. Bases 138 to 3053 code for a protein of 971 amino acids. NCBI's taxonomy places the organism in Eukaryota, Fungi, Basidiomycota, Exobasidiomycetes, Georgefischeriales, Tilletiariaceae. The transcript has 5 exons.